AUCGCCGAUUGACUACAAACUGAAGGUUUGUCAUGCACUUUCAACGAGACCUUUAGUCUUAUUGCUUCUUCUUCGUGACAUUAGUGUUCGAAUAACCUACGAUCGGAAGAUUUCUGUAAGUAAAAAAGAAAGAGAGAAGGAGAAAAAAAAAGAAAGAAAAACAAUUUUAAAAAUAUUAAAAGUCGUAAGCCAUGCGUGAAUAAAAUAAAAUGUGUUACGACCACAAAUAAAGAUAAAAACGUGACAAUUUAUAGUGUACAACAUGCAUCGUCUCAAAAUACAACGAGAACAACGUCGUCUCUCGUUUUGUUCUUUUUCUAUUUCUAUUUCCGUUCAUUCCAGCUUCAUCUAAUCUGGGUCGACGCGUUAACAACGACCGAUCAAAAUAAUACUUACUUCCAACGUUUAUAUUUAGUCGAUAAUUCAAAAUAACCAUGAACUUUUACGUACUUCCCGUAUAAAAGUAUUAACUUGUUGAAUGUGACACUCACUUCAGUAAUGAUCAUACAAAAUGAACUCUAUUAUCAUACGCGUGUUUAACCAAUCAGUUACUAUACUCAAUAUUUAUUCGUUAUCAAUAUCGAACGAUAUUCUAUAAACGAUAAAAUAUGACAAAAUUAGAUUCAUACCAAGUCGAACAAAAAGAGCCGCUUCUAAAUGCACUCGAGAAGCUCGGCGAAGGUUCCAAUUUUCUCUACUUGAUUUUCAUUUUAACAACGAUACCAACGUUGUUCAAUGGAAUGCAUUCUAUGGCAUAUAUCUUCAUAGCCGAAAUUCCUAAUCACUGGUGCUCCAUACCAAUUCUUACUUCAUCGAAUUGGACUGAUGAACAAAUAAGAAAUAUUUCAUCGGCCAGUUCUUGCACCCAAUACGAUUAUGACUAUGAAUAUUUUGCAAGAAUAGGUUUUGAAGAAGCUCUCAAAUAUAAGAACAAAAAUCAAACAUUAAAGACAACUGAAUGCAACGUUCGAAGUUUUGCACACAACAUACAAGGUACUUCUUUCGUGGAAGAUUGGGAUCUCGUGUGCGACAGAAUGGCUGAUAGAUCCAACACCCAGAUGAUGUUCUCUCUUGGAAAACUCUUAGGAAGCGCAUCGUUCGGUAUUAUUUCCGACAAAUUUGGUCGCAGAUUCUCUUACAUCAUCGGUAUAAUUAUGCUGAUUAUAUCUGGCCCGAUCAGUGCGAUCGUACCUUGGUUCUGGUGCUUCAUGAUCCUUAGAUUAAUAAAUGGGAUGAGCCACGCCGCCAUUUUGUAUCCUUCCUUUACUUUUCUAACCGAAAUAGCCGGUGAAAAGCAUAGACAAUGGAUGGGUGUAGCAUAUAACGCUGGAUAUCCUGUAGGAACAGCAAUUAUGGCUAGUAUAGCAUACGGAUUAUAUGAUUGGCGAUACAAACAAUUGGCAUCGACAUUGCCAGCUUUAAUUAUGCUUCUUUUUAUAUGGCUAAUGCCAGAAUCACCGCGCUGGCUUUUAUCACAAAAUCGUUUAAAAGAAGCCCAGAAAGUGAUCGAGAAAUAUCACGGACCUGUUUAUAAAACAAGCACUAACUCUACAACGACUGCGCAUAAGCCUAUAUUGCAAAUUCAAUUGGAAGAAACGGAAGUGUCAAAUUCCUCGACUCAAGGGCAUAAAUUAAAGAACAGUAUAAAAGGGCUGGUUAUUAUUCUCUUUAACUAUGAAUUGUUAAAAAGAGUAAUGAUCACAAAUUUCGCAUGGCUUACAGCCUCGCUCACUUAUUAUGCCUUAGCAUUAAAUGUAGACAAUUUCUCAGCUGAUCGUUACCUUUACAUUUUUGUGAUGGGUAUCACCGAAAUACCAGCUUACUUGAUACCAACGCCCAUUCUAAUUUAUUUGGGACGAAGACAAGCUUGUGCUAUAAUGUACAGUUUAACGGCAUUGCUUUUAUUCAGUAUUCUUAUAAUACCAGCUACGAAAACUCUAACUAUAAUAAUCGUCGCUCUAACAGGAAGAUUUGUAUUAUCUGCCGUCUACAGCAUUAUGAUACUAUAUACUUCAGAGUUGUUUCCUACGAUUACAAGAAAUUCUGCGGUUGGUAGCAGCUCAGCAAUGUCUCAUGUAGGUAGCAUAUCAUCUCCCUACGUCGCUGAUUUAUUAGGUGUCAUUGCUUGGUGGGCACCUAGUACUUUAUGUGCUUUUUGCGCUCUCCUAUCCGGUCUACUCUCUAUGAUGCUACCGGAAACACGUGGAAGAUCAUUGACCGACACAGUAGACGAAGAAAUCACAAAAGAACGUGGUCUCGUUGAAAUAAAAAAUUGUUUUGUAUGUAAUAGAUAACGAUUCGAUGUAAUAAAGUUGUAUUGAAGUAUAUUAAUUAUUACCAAUACAACGUAUUCAUAUCGAUUAUCUGGGAAAUUCACAAAAAUAUUAAUGCUGUGAAAUCUAUUAUUUUUACUUUCUAAUACAAAUUAAAAUUAAACAACAUUGUAGUGAAUAUAUAGUUGAAUAUUGAAAUAGUCAAUCAAAUUUUAUCAAUGCAAACGUGCGUUCGAUCAUAUAUGUGCGCAUGUAUAUGUAUAUAUAAAUAUAUAUGUAUGUAUGUAUGUAUCUAUAUACACACAUACAUAUGACAACUUAAUUUUUACAUACUCUACAUUACAAUUGUUCUAAUCAAUAUUGUAAUGCAUGAAGUGUUGUAAUGUAACAAGAUGUUGAUUUUAAGAUCUGAAAAAAAUAAUUAAUAAGAUACAAUCGAAUCUAAUAAAAUUGAUAUAUUCACAUA
Molecule: messenger RNA, 2739 nt
Organism: Vespa mandarinia (Asian giant hornet)
Lineage: Eukaryota; Metazoa; Arthropoda; Insecta; Hymenoptera; Vespidae
Product: organic cation transporter protein
Biological process (GO): transmembrane transport
Cellular component (GO): membrane
Molecular function (GO): transmembrane transporter activity
Source: RefSeq, a predicted model, not a curated record